AUGAGUGAGAGGCGUCGGUCUUACAGCAUAGAGGCGAAGGUGGUCGCUCCCAUUUUCGAGCGGUUUCACUCGUUCAAGGACUUUAUGCAGUACCAGGCGGAUACGUUGGAGCCAGGUGCUGCGGUGGGUUUAUACGAUCAGUACAAGUACGACUUCAAGAUAUUUAGCGCGCGGAAGAUGUUUGCACAGAGCCAGGAUCGAGGUUUCGUUCGCGACCGGUAUUCCCCCGAGCACCUGCGACUACUGUGUUUCCGCAAAGUCACGUACGCACGGUCUGCUGCCCAAAGCUUCUUGAACCUCUUGCUACAGGAACACGCCCUGGACGACGUCUCACUUACCUGCGCCAUUCCCACUGACCACCUGCAAAAAGAGCCGCAGAGCGGGCGCAUCAUUGGCUCCCUGGACCCGGCGCAAAUAAGGUCAAAGAAAACGGGCGUGACGGAAAUAACUAUGAAGGCGGAGGAGGACGCCGCGGCCCCGGCGUCUGCGGUAUCGGCCAACGUAGAACGCUUCUUCACCUGCGCCUCCGCGGCGAACCGUACUUUGGUCUUGAAGAAGCUUCCUCCCGACGUCACGCUGCAGAUGCUCGAAGAAUUGUGCGCAGGUACCCCCGGCUUCCUCGGAGCCACCCUAAUUCCGUCCUGCCUCACAGACGAGCACAGGGGACCGCUUUUGCUGCAAGCGAGCAAAGACACCCAAGACUGCACCGACGUGGAACAGGCCGCCAUCCAGCACUCGCUCUCGGAGUGCUACGUCCGAGCAAAGGGAGGAGCGCUCUUCCCGCUACUCACCGGCUGGCUGGAGUUCGACUCCGAGGAAUCCUGUGCCGCCGCCGAACUCUCUCUCGAUCAAAAACCCAUUGGAGACAUGAGCACUGCCAAGCCGCUCAAACUGCGAGCCGAUCGCCCGCGGCGAAUCAACAUAGCUAGCGUAGCCCCCACGGAGAGACUCGCGCGCGAACUAGACCUGGCGCGCAACCUCAUUAGCAAACUCGACGCCGACUUUGCAGUCUACUCUGAGGACCCCAUCGACGGCAGCAUGUCCGCCGAACUCAAGGAAGACGAAAAGGCCGACGAAGACGACAAGGCAGACGAGGACGAAGAAAAACGAGAACAUACAGCCCAGAGGCCGACCGCCGUCAACUUAUUCCUCAAAUCAAUAGAGUCGAUUCCUGAGUCGAGAGCGCUGGAUAUUUGUAUGCUGUACCUGAGGUACGUACAUUUGGCAGACUUGUAUUGCGGGCGUAUCUGUUGGACGCCUCGGGAACUGUUGGAAACCUGUGGGCCGGGCACGUUCCGUUUGGAGUUCAAUGCGGAGAGUGAAGUGGAGCUCAUUGAGAACGAAGGGUAUCUCACCACAGUAGAGGACAGUGUGUUAUUCGACAAACGAAUUGAUGAGCUCCAGCACCUCCCCUUCGGCGACAUCAAAACCGAGGUGACCGCGGACCACCCUCUGUUCCAGUCACACUGGCUCGAGUUCGCCGAAGAAAAUACCCUCAGAGUGGACGACGAAAAGUAUCGCUGCGGAAUCUGCAAGAAACUUUUCAAGGGUCCCGAUUACGUGCAUAAACACUUGAAAAACAAACAUCAGGACGAGAUCAACAGUCUAAUAAAAAAUGUAUACUUCACACCGCUUUCAUAG
Molecule: messenger RNA, 1641 nt
Organism: Gregarina niphandrodes
Lineage: Eukaryota; Apicomplexa; Conoidasida; Eugregarinorida; Gregarinidae
Product: arsenite-resistance protein 2
Exons: 2
Coding region: 1-1641 (546 amino acids)
Biological process (GO): primary miRNA processing; mRNA processing
Cellular component (GO): nuclear body
Source: RefSeq, a predicted model, not a curated record